Messenger RNA from Neomonachus schauinslandi (Hawaiian monk seal), 1606 nucleotides. It is a transcript of the gene TBX5, whose product is annotated as T-box transcription factor 5. Gene Ontology annotation, cellular component: nucleus. Gene Ontology annotation, biological process: regulation of transcription by RNA polymerase II; cell fate specification; cardiac left ventricle formation. Gene Ontology annotation, molecular function: DNA-binding transcription factor activity, RNA polymerase II-specific; RNA polymerase II cis-regulatory region sequence-specific DNA binding. The record is from RefSeq and is a predicted model, not a curated record. The coding region runs from base 1 to 1557 and encodes 518 amino acids. NCBI's taxonomy places the organism in Eukaryota, Metazoa, Chordata, Mammalia, Carnivora, Phocidae. The transcript is spliced from 8 exons.
AUGGCCGACGCAGACGAAGGCUUUGGCCUGGCACACACACCCCUGGAACCUGACUCCAAGGAUCUGCCCUGCGACUCCAAGCCCGAGAGCACGCUAGGGGCCCCCAGCAAGUCCCCGGCGUCCCCGCAGGCUGCCUUCACCCAGCAGGGCAUGGAAGGGAUCAAGGUGUUUCUCCACGAAAGAGAGCUGUGGCUGAAAUUUCACGAAGUAGGCACGGAAAUGAUCAUAACCAAGGCUGGGAGGCGGAUGUUUCCCAGUUACAAAGUGAAGGUGACGGGCCUUAAUCCCAAAACGAAAUACAUUCUCCUCAUGGACAUUGUUCCGGCCGAUGACCACAGAUACAAGUUCGCAGAUAAUAAAUGGUCUGUGACGGGCAAAGCAGAGCCCGCCAUGCCGGGCCGUCUUUACGUUCACCCGGACUCGCCAGCCACGGGGGCGCAUUGGAUGCGGCAGCUGGUCUCCUUCCAGAAACUCAAGCUCACCAACAACCACCUGGACCCAUUCGGGCACAUUAUUCUAAAUUCCAUGCACAAAUACCAGCCCAGAUUACACAUCGUGAAGGCAGAUGAAAAUAAUGGAUUUGGCUCAAAAAAUACUGCGUUCUGCACCCACGUCUUUCCUGAGACGGCGUUUAUCGCCGUGACUUCCUACCAGAACCACAAGAUCACCCAAUUAAAGAUUGAGAAUAAUCCCUUCGCCAAAGGAUUCCGGGGCAGUGAUGACAUGGAGCUACACAGAAUGUCAAGAAUGCAAAGUAAAGAAUAUCCUGUGGUUCCCAGGAGCACAGUAAGACAAAAAGUAGCCUCCAACCACAGUCCUUUCAGCAGUGAGCCUCGAGCUCUCUCUGCCUCAUCCAACUUGGGGUCCCAGUACCAGUGCGAGAAUGGUGUGUCCGGCCCCUCCCAGGACCUCCUGCCCCCGCCCAACCCAUACCCACUGCCCCAGGAGCACGGUCAGAUUUACCAUUGCACCAAGAGGAAAGAUGAAGAAUGUUCCACCGCGGACCAUCCCUACAAGAAGCCCUACAUGGAGACGUCGCCCAGUGAGGAGGACCCUUUCUACCGCUCCGGCUACCCCCAGCAGCAGGGCCUGAGCGCCUCCUACAGGACAGAGUCCGCCCAGCGGCAGGCCUGCAUGUACGCCAGCGCCGGGCCGCCCAGCGAGCCGGUGCCCAGCCUGGAGGACAUCAGCUGCAACACGUGGCCCAGCAUGCCUUCCUACAGCAGCUGCACGGUUACCACGGUGCAGCCCAUGGACAGGCUCCCCUACCAGCACUUCUCGGCCCACUUCACCUCGGGGCCCCUGGUCCCCCGGCUGGCCGGCAUGGCCAACCACGGCUCCCCGCAGCUCGCAGAGGGGAUGUUCCAGCACCAGACCUCCGUGGCCCACCAGCCUGUGGUCAGGCAGUGUGGGCCUCAGACUGGCCUGCAGUCCCCCGGCGGCCUGCAACCGUCCGAGUUCCUCUAUUCUCACGGCGUGCCGCGGACCCUGUCCCCCCCCCAGUACCAUUCGGUGCACGGCGUGGGCAUGGUGCCAGAGUGGAGUGAGAACAGCUAAAGUGAGGCCUGCUUCCUCACAGACGGUUGCGAGAGAGAGAGAGGGAGAG